This is a messenger RNA of Clarias gariepinus (North African catfish), 1943 nucleotides long. RefSeq names its product surfeit 4, like (gene surf4l). Lineage: Eukaryota; Metazoa; Chordata; Actinopteri; Siluriformes; Clariidae. Bases 161 to 970 code for a protein of 269 amino acids. Gene Ontology annotation, biological process: Golgi organization. Gene Ontology annotation, cellular component: endoplasmic reticulum; endoplasmic reticulum-Golgi intermediate compartment; membrane. The transcript has 6 exons. The record is from RefSeq and is a predicted model, not a curated record.
GGUAUCGGGCAUUAUGGGGCGGCGAUGCUUUAUAUCCACACGAUAACGAGACGUCGCGUUUAAACAAUCCGUAAGAUCUGCAUCAGGACACGGAGUUCAGGCGACUUUCGGCCAGGCAGUGACCCCGGUAGAGAGGCUGCAGCACAGACAGCAGGGUGAGAUGGUGCAAAGCGGUCUGAUGAGCAGCGCGGAGGACGUGGCGGAUCAGUUCCUGCGAGUGACAAAGCAGUACCUUCCCCAUGUAGCACGGUUGUGUCUGAUCAGCACCUUCCUCGAAGAUGGUAUCAGGAUGUGGUUCCAGUGGAGCGAGCAGAAAGAGUACAUCGAGAGCUCGUGGGGGUGUGGCUUCUUCCUUGCCUCACUCUUCGUCUUAAUAAACUUACUGGGCCAGCUGGGCGGUUGUGUAUUGAUUCUAAGCAGGAAUUUUGUGGAGUAUGCCUGUUUUGGAUUGUUUGGCAUCAUUGGAUUGCAGACUAUUGCCUACAGCAUUUUGUGGGAUCCAAAGUUUUUGAUGAGGAACCUGGCACUGGGAGGCGGGUUGCUGUUACUACUGGCUGAGUCACGUUCAGAAGGGAGGAGCAUGUUUGCUGGUGUGCCCACGGUGCGAGAGAGCUCUCCUAAGCAGUACAUGCAGCUCGGAGGACGCGUACUGCUCGUGCUCAUGUUCAUGACCCUGCUCCACUUUGAUGCCAACUUCCUCUCUUUCCUACAGAACCUGGUAGGCACAGCUCUAAUAAUCCUGGUGGCCAUCGGCUUUAAGACGAAGCUGGCUGCCCUCACUCUGGUUGUGUGGCUCUUUGUCAUCAAUGUCUACUUCAAUGCCUUCUGGACCAUUCCAGCUUACAAACCCAUGCACGACUUCCUCAAGUACGACUUCUUCCAGACCACUUCCGUAAUCGGGGGUCUGCUACUGGUGGUAGCGCGAGGUCCUGGUGGAGUCUCCAUGGACGAGAAGAAGAAGGAGUGGUGAGACUGGGCAAACCUCAAAUGGCUCUCUUGCUUACUUUAUAGUGUGUGCUCAGCAGUAGUUCCUGCAGCAUUACCCCUUAAAGCAAGUGCACUAUAUAGGGAGUGAUGAGCAGUUUGAGACAUGGCCUGUAGUGAAGGAACCCAGAAACCAACAACAUGACUUAGUCUUUACUUUUGCAGCCCAAGUACUGUCUACCUUUUCUAUGGUUUCAGGGUGUUUUCUUCAUUUCUACAGGCACUUUUAGUCGUUAUAUAUUUUUUUGUCAUAUUUAUUAGCAACAGAUAUGGCCAGGAUCUGUUUUUGUUUUAUCCCUGCUGUUAAUGUAAUCAUUUAAUAUCUGAUAUAUUACAAUAUUUUAAUAAUCCCUGAAUAUCACCUCUGUUUGGUACCAGUCACAGUCCACCGACCAAAGUUUUAUUUUGCAUUUAAUUUAAUUUAAUUUAAUUUUUUUAUUAAAACAACUCUGGCUGCUUUGGUGUCACAUCCCUGUUGUAGUUUAAAUGUAUCAUAAAUAAGUUAUAAUAACAUCAAUGUUCUUAUUAGUUACCCCUUUAAGAGCUAAUGGGGAUUUACAUCACAUAGCUGUUUAUGGAUGUAUAUCAUGAUUGUGCUGAUUCCAACUCAGUGGUUAGGCGCGGUGUGUGUGACAGCUGAUAUGUACAUCAUUACAGCUCAGGAGUGUAACAGGCAAAAAGUAAAAGAUUAACUGAUAAUUAAAACCAAGUUUGUGUUACUGUUAUUAAAAUGGAAAACUAGAAUUAAUGACCACCCUCAAUGGCCUUUUAGAAUCUUUAAUAAAUAUAUAUAUAUAUUAUAAAUAUUUUCACCUUAUUCCAGUGUAAAUGUGUUAAUUUGAGUCAGCAUUGUUCUCUGUAUGUAAACUGUUGUCAGGUCGCGAAAGUUUACAGGAGAUUAGUAUUUUUCAAAACAAGCAAAGCAGGAAAUUUGAAAUAAAUGAAACCCUGUGAUUUGU